Molecule: messenger RNA, 1926 nt
Organism: Clonostachys solani
Lineage: Eukaryota; Fungi; Ascomycota; Sordariomycetes; Hypocreales; Bionectriaceae
Source: the annotation of a GenBank genome assembly
AUGUCGACGCCUGUUGGCAACAAACAGCCUCAUGGCUCCCAGCCCCAGGCGGAUCCCGGCCAGAAAAACACGUCCACGCAGUUUUUUGAACCGGACGAGAAGCACGACAACCCUACGCGCGAUGACGAUAGCCACCGGGAAGCCGGUGUGAGCAAGGUCGAGGCCUUCAACAAAGUACUCUACCAGUCUGGCAAAAAAGGCAAGAUCCUGCUCUGGCUGCUUGGUGUUUCCGUCGGGCUCACCAUGUUUGCCUAUGCCCUCGACAUGGGCAUUACCACCACCAUCUUUGGCACCUUGGCUACCUCGACUUUCGGUGUACACAGCCAGCUAGGCACCGUAAAUACCGCUAGUCAAAUCAUCCGCGCCAUCAGCAAGCCUUUUAUUGGAAAGCUGGCUGAUAUCACCUCCCGACCGACUACAUAUGUUGUGAUUCUUGUUUUUUACACCGUAGGCUUUGCAGUUGCAGCGAGUGCCUACAACUUCACAUCCUAUACCAUCGGCAUCUGCUUCACGUCAGUUGGCAAAUCAGGUCUCGAUCUUCUUAGCGAUAUUAUUGUUGCCGACUUGACCCCUCUGGAAUGGCGCGGUUUCUUUGGCGCCUGCCUAUCCCUCCCGUUUAUCGUGACGGUGCCUAUCAAUGGUUUUAUCGGUGAUGGCUUUUAUGAAAAUUGGCGAUGGGGCCUGGGUAUGUUUGCCAUUCUGGUGCCUGCUCUUCUUAUUCCUGCUAUCUCUACGCUCUACGUGAUGCAGCGCCGCGGCGAGAAGGCGGGCAUGGUCACCAUUGCCGACUCUAGAGACGUCCGCGUAGGUGUUUCCGAGUCCACGCCUAAGAACUUUGUGUACUGGGCCAAGCUCGGUUACCGAGCUUUGAUUGAUAUUGAUAUUUUCGGUCUUAUCCUCCUUGGCUUUGCCUUCUCCCUCAUCCUCUUGCCGAUAACCCUGGCUAAGAGCGCCAAAGGUGGAUGGGACAACCCGAGUAUGAUUGCGAUGAUUGUCGUCGGCUUUGUCAUCCUUAUCAUCUUCAUCUUGUUUGAAGUCUUCCUUGCCCCUAAGCCUCUGAUGACGAAGCGAAUUUUGAAGAAUCGUGCUUUUAUUGCUGGAGUCAUUAUCCAUACCUUCAACCAAAUGGCCUCAUCCGUCCGUAACACUUAUUUUUCAUCCUACAUCCUCAUCAUCAAGGAUUGGACUAACUACCAGUGGGUCAUCUUCCUGGGAAUCACCACCAUGGGUCUCUGCUUAGUCGGCCCUAUCGUGGGCCUGAUUCACCGUGUUUCUCAUCGGUACAAGAGCCUCAUGAUUUUCGGCGCUGCGGCCAAGAUUCUGGGUUACGGCCUGCUGAUCCAACCGAGCGGCGACAUGACGCAGGAUACCGCACGUUUAGUGGCGGCACAACUCAUCUUCUGUCUCUCGUCUCUCAAUGUAGUUGGCGCUCGUGUUGGUGUCCAGGCCUCUGUCCCCCAUGACGAUGUGGCCUCAAUCAUCUCCAUCAUCACCUUGUGGUCUACCUUGGGAUCCAGUAUUGGUAGUGCCGUCGCGAGUAGCAUCUGGACGGAGCAGAUGAUGGACCAAAUGAACGUGGAGCUGCCCGGAGUUUCUCCCAGUGUCAUCAAGAAGAUCUAUGGCAACAUUAAGACGCUCAAGACUUAUGCGUUCAACGAUAGCAUCCGCCAGGGCUCCAUCCGCGCCUACGCUAUUGUCAACGGGCACAUCACCGUCGCUUCUAUCUGCUUAUCCGUAGUGCCUCUGAUUGCCUCCAUAUUCAUGCCCAACUACUACCUCGGCAAGCAGCAGAACGCCGCCAAUAACAAGGGUCUCGAUGGCGAGGUUGUCGACAUACCGGACAAGCGCGAGGGGAGUGAAGGCGCCGCGGCUCAGCCAAGGCCUGCAACAUUCUGGCAGAAGGUGCUUGCUUUGUACCACAAGUGA